UCACCAGACGCUCAUAAUACAACUAACCUUGUCCCAGUGAAAGCGCGGCUGAUUCCCGUUCCUGUUGAUCCAGCAGUUAACGAGUUAGUGGUUAGAAGCAUCUUGUCAGAGCAGUACCCCCUUAAACGGCGCUGUUGACGGUGAAUUGCAGCGUGUACUUUUCGAGGGUGCCCGUGAAAUCGAUUUUGAGGUUUGCGCUUCCGGCUAACUGACAUUCAGCCACCGUUUGACGACAGCCUUACGGAAUAAGCUUUUGGCAGUUGAUCAACAGAUUCAGUACCGGAUUUUUGCGUAAAGGUUUUGUUUUUUAUUCGGAAAAAUUGUCUUCGCUCGCUAUUGGCGGCUUUCCGCGUAGGCAACCUAUCAUAACCCGGAAACAAGAAACAAAAUCCGACAGGAUGAACUCUACGAGUGUGACCUCGAGGCAAAUUCUGCUGGCUCUAGCGCUGCUUCUGUGUGUGGUCAAAUUAACUUCAGGGCGACCGCAAAACGCAAUCGACAGCCAGGAUGCUCCCGAGAUGAACAUGAGCGAGCUGCGAAAAUUGUACGCAAACUACAACCCCUAUAUAUCUACUAAUCAACUGGAUGACUACGGACUGGACCGGUUACAGCUUCAGCUGCUGGCCCAGUACGCACAAAACAAUGCCAUCGGCAAUGGAGGUGGCUGGGACCAGCUGUACCGGGCUCCGGAAAUGAAACGUCAAAUCCGGUAUCGUCAGUGUUACUUCAACCCAAUCUCCUGCUUCAAAAAGUAAACCAUUUGUUUGGAGCUCCUCAUUCCACUUUCGAUUGUUGAACCCGUUAGAACUAGUCGUAUUCCGUCUACAACCACAAACUGAGAAAAAGAAGCUGUUUUCUGUACAUCAUUAUUUACAAAAAUAAGCCCCAUGAAGAAAAAACAUAAAACAAAAAGCCAGGUUGCCGCGGAGGAUCAACGAAAGACCAACACCUUCAAUGUACGAUCUUCUCUAACAAGUAGAACAUAAUCCAACAUACGCUGUUAAGCGCAGCUUAACUACUGUUAAACACAAACAAAACAAAUCGAGCAUUGCAAGUGAAUGGUACCCGAAGACUAAUUGCCGUUUCUCUUUGAGCAAGAGUACAUCUAGGAAGACUUGUUUUCUCUGUACAGAAAUCAUUUGUAUACAUACAUAUACUAAAAAUACUGCGAGACAAUGCAAUUGAACCAUUCAACGUCAAUAAUCAACGUUCGGUUACGCUGUAAUAAUCUUGAAGAGAGAAAAUAAACAAAUAUUUUUGUUAGCAAUCAUCAAUAAAAUCGAGUUAAUUCCUGAAACCGCUCGAAUGACUGUCAA
Messenger RNA from Wyeomyia smithii (pitcher-plant mosquito), 1316 nucleotides. RefSeq lists its product as uncharacterized. Lineage: Eukaryota; Metazoa; Arthropoda; Insecta; Diptera; Culicidae. The record is from RefSeq and is a predicted model, not a curated record. The transcript has 4 exons. Bases 399 to 755 code for a protein of 118 amino acids.